AUCACUAGACGCUAAAAAUGGCGACUGAGAGACAUUUAACAGAGAAAAAUCGCACCGAAAAAACGGGUAGAAAGGCAAAUGCUAUUAAAUGAGCACAACAGAUGUUUCUGCAACUGUGGUGGAUGUGGAGAAUGCUUGCUGUGUGAUGCUGCCUCUUUCACCGAAGCUUCCUAGCUGUUGUUUAUGUUCGGGCCAUGGGAUAUGGCUAUGAGGAUUGUUAUCCCACAAGCUAAUGCUUUAUCGGAGCAAGAAGAUUGUAUUUUAACGUUACAUUCACCAGGACUAUUGCAUAGGGCGUAGUUUUUAGUUCUGUUGCCUUAUUUUACCAACGUUAGGAACCCAACGCUAACAUACAGGACCCCGAUCAGUGCGCGACAUUAGCUGAAACAGAUAGCGUGAAGUCAUGUAUUUUUUAACUGGCUGGCCACGGAGGCUUCUGUGCCCCUUGAAAAGUGCCGAAGAACCGUUCCAUAUCCAACCCAGCUACCAGAGGAUUUUCUUCGCGGUGCUGUCAGAAACACAACUAAGUAUUUGGUUUAGCCGGCCAAGUGUCCUGAUCGUGAGCUACAUUGAGUCAGCGAAGGCCUCCAGCCGCUUCGGGCAUUACCAGCAGUCAGAAUGGCGGCCGGAUAACUCGAUGAUCGCCGUGGUGGCCUCAAAGGGAUACAUUCUGCUGUUCGACGUGCUCGGGGCAGGAGAUGACAAAUACCUCUAUGAACCUGUCUACCCCAAGGGGAGCCACCGUGUGAAGGUGAACCCGGGCUAUAAGGAGGAGCAGUGUGCUCCCGUCCUGAGCCUGGAGAUGAAGAGGCCAGUGGACCUGGAGGCCCCCAUCACCAGUCUGCAGAGUCUGCCAGAGGACCUGGUGGUAACUACGGCUGAUGGCUACCUGCACAUCCUCCACUGGGACGGCAUCAGUAAUGGCCACAGGGCCAUCAGCCUCUGCACCGUGCCCUUCAGCCUCGACCUCCAGUCCUCUAGAGCAGGGGGACCGUGUCUGGAUCUUGACGGAGUCCACAUCCGAGACAUUGAGUACUGUGUAACUCUGGACGGCUUUGCUGUGGUGUUUGACGAUGGCAGACUGGGGUUCAUCACGCCCACAGCCAGCAGGUUUAGUGCUGAUCAGCUGCAGGGGGUGUGGGCCGCUGAUGUGACAGAUGGCACGUGCGUGGCGGUCAACAACAAAUACAGGCUGAUGGCAUUCGGAUGCACCAGUGGUUCGGUGUUGGUCUACAUGGUGGAGACCACUACAGGGUCAAUGCAGCUCUCGCACAAACUGGAGUUGACUCCAAAACACUACCCAGAUGUAUGGAACAAGACUGGCCCUGUUAAGAUGAUUCGCUGGUCGCCUGACUACAGUGUUGCCAUGGUAACCUGGGAGUGUGGCGGCCUGUCACUGUGGAGCGUGUUUGGUGCCCAGCUCAUAUGCACGCUGGGGGAAGACUUUGCAUAUCGAUCCGAUGGCACCAAGAAGGAUCCCCUGAAGAUCAGCUCUAUGUGCUGGGGCGCAGAGGGCUACCACCUCUGGGUGACUGAAAGGAGAGAGGAGCGCCCCGACACCGAGACGGAGACGGAGACGGAGACGGAGACAGAGGAAGGUGUGGAGGAAAAGAUGGAGGAGGACAGGCCUGUUGACCUCAAGCAGGCUGGCAUCCUGCAGUUUCAAUUCGUCAAGAGCGCCCUGACUACCAACCCCUGCACGAGUAACCAGGAGCAGGUGCUUCUACAUGGGGAGGAUAGGCUGUACCUGACGUGGGGAGACACCACCCAGGCCCAGAGCGCCUCUCCGGACACCCCCUCUGGCGUGGACAAGAGCCCGCACCACAAGCCCGUCACCCUCCCCACCUCCGCCCCCGACCUCUCCCAGGGACUCUGCACUUUACUGGGCCACAAGCACUGGCAUGUGGUGCAGAUUCAUAGCACAUAUCUUGAGAGCAACUGGCCUAUACGGUUUGCAGCCAUCGACUCUGCUGGUCAGUGUAUGGCUAUCGCAGGGAGACGUGGGUUUGCACACUACUCCCUGUACACCCGGAAGUGGAAGCUCUUUGGCAACAUCACACAGGAGCAGAACCUGACGGUGACAGGAGGGCUGGCCUGGUGGAACGACUACGUGGUGAUCGCCUGUUACAACUUCACCGAUCAGCAGGAAGAGUUGCGCCUGUAUCCGCGGUCCUCCAACCUGGACAAUGCCUUCUGCAGCACCACACGGCUGCACUCGGACACUCUGCUGCUCAACGUGUUCCGCAACAUGGUGGUCCUCUUCAGGGCAGACUGCUCCAUAUGCCUCUACAGCAUCACCAGCAACCAGGACAGUUCCACCCCCUUGCCAUGUGUGGAGCUGUUGCAGGAGGUCUCCAUGUCUCGCUACAUCCCCCACCCCGGCCUGGUGGUAUCAGUCACGCUCACCUCAGUACGCACCGAGACGGGCAUCACCCUCAAAACUCCUCAGCAGGUGUGUCUAGCGGAGAGCAUCAUGCUGAACAUCGCUGGCCAGCUGAUCAUGCUGCAGAGAGAUCGCUCGGGGCCCCAGGUGCGGGAGAAAGACCCUGCGCUCAACCAGAAGAAACUGCUGCCCUUUGGCUCCCCGGUGGUGCUGGCCCAGUGUGUGGAGAUUGUCUGGACGACGUGUCGCAGCAGCAGCAGGAAGAAGCGCCAUCUGCUGGAGGCUCUGUGGCUGUGGUGCGGAGAGGCUGGCAUGAAGGUGUGGCUGCCGCUGUUCCCCCGCGACCACCGCAAGCCGCAGUCCUUCCUGUCGCGCCGCAUCAUGCUGCCCUUCCACAUCAACAUCUACCCGCUGGCCGUGCUGUUCGAGGACGCGCUGGUGCUGGGCGCCACCAACGAGACCGUGCUGUACGACAGCGUCAGCGGGGGAGGGGGUGGAGGAGGAGGAGGAGGGGGGCCGCAGCUCGUCAGAGAACCACUAGAGGCGCUGUUCCCCUUCUGCACUGUGGAGCGCACCUCACACAUCUACCUGCACCACAUCCUGCGACAGCUGCUGGUCAGGAACCUGGGUGAGCAGGCCCUGAUGCUGGCCCAGUCGUGCGCGGCUCUGCCCUACUUCCCCCAUGUGCUGGAGCUGAUGGUCCACGUGGUGCUGGAGGAGGAGGCCACCUCGCGGGAGCCCAUCCCCGACCCGCUGCUGCCCACCGUGGCCAAGUUCAUCACCGAGUUCCCCCACUUCCUCCAGACCAUCGUGCACUGCGCCCGCAAAACGGAGUACGCGCUCUGGAACUACCUCUUUGCCGCCGUGGGCAACCCCAAAGACCUGUUCGAGGAGUGCCUCAUGGCGCAGGACCUGGACACGGCCGCUUCGUACCUCAUCAUACUACAGAAUAUGGAAGCGCCAGCAGUGAGCCGGCAGCACGCCACCUUGCUCUUCAACACUGCGCUGGAGCAGGGCAAGUGGGACCUGUGCCGUCACAUGAUCCGAUUCCUGAAGGCCAUUGGCUCAGGAGAGUCUGAGACUCCACCCUCCACUCCCACUACACAGGAGCCACCUCAGCCGAGUGCGGCGGGAGGAUUCGAGUUCUUCCGGCAUCGCAGCAUCAGCCUGUCACAGUCAGCAGACAGCAUCGCCGCUGGGAAGUUCAACCUGCAGAAGACUUUCAGCAUGCCCUCAGGACCCUCCACUAAAGGUGCUGACCGGUGGAGUAAGGAUGCAGACUGUGCUGAGAACAUGUACAUCGACAUGAUGCUGUGGAGGCACGCCCGGCACCUCCUGGAGCAGGUGCGUCUCCGCGAGCUCGGCUGCUUCUCGGCUCAGCUGGGCUUCGAGCUGAUUGGUUGGCUGUGUCGGGAGCGUACGCGUGUGGCGCGCGUGGACGACUUUGUGAGCGCGCUGAAGAGGCUGCACAGCGACUUCCUGUGGCCCUUCCCCGUCAUCCCGGCCUGCGCCCUCAACUCCCCCCUCAAGAACGGACGCUGCCGCUCAGUAUUAAGCACGCAGCUGCUGAAGUCCCAGUCGGCUGACAGCCUGCUGAACAGCCCCAUGGAGGGGGAGGGGGAGGGGGAGGGCGGUCUGCCUCUGCCGUCGGUGUCCGCUCGCCACAGCUGGUUGGACGGGCUGAGCUCGGGGACGGGGCCCAAGGAGACAGACUCCUCCUCCUCGCACGGGGCCCCCGUACCACAGGAGGCCUUCCUCUCACCACUCAUCAACAAAGUAGAUGAAUGCAGUAUUGGCUCGGCCACGGACCUGACAGAGACCAGCUCCAUGGUGGAUGGUGAUUGGACCAUGGUUGAUGAGAACUUCACCACCCUGUGUCUCAGCCAAUCAGAGCUGGAGCACAUCUCCAUGGAGCUGGCCAAUAAGGGACCUCAUAAAUCCCAGGUGCAGCUCAGGUACCUGUUGCACGUCUUCAUGGAGGCGGGCUGCCUGGAGUGGUGUGUGAUCAUCGGCCUCAUCCUGCGGGACGCCAGCAUCAUCAAGCAGGUGCUGGGCUUCCUGGAGAGCCCCGACGUCCAGCCGGACACCAUCGCCAACAUCCGCACCGGACUCCUGGCCGUGGACGCCUGGGCCUCCUCCGACUGCCUGGGCUACAAGCCGUUCCUGAAGCUGAUCCAGCCCCAGCUGCAGAAGCUGCUGGAGAGCGCGGCGGAGUCCGGCGUCAACCCCGAGUCCUUCCAGCCGGCGGGCAGCGCGGGGGCCAAGCUGCUGGAGCCGACGCACCACCACCACCACCACCAUCACCCGCGACCCGGCGGGGGUCGACCCGGCGCGGAGGAGCGCCUGGGCGGGUCGACCCCCCUCGGCUCCCUGUCCCUCUCCCUCUCCCUGGAGGCCUCCGGAGCUGGAUCUCUGGAGCGCUGCGCGGAGGAGGAGCAGAAGGAGCGGAGCCCGGAGGAGGGGGCGUACGACUGCACGCUCUCUUGACCAUCAUCCGCCUUCUGAACGGCACCUCCGACGCCACCUCCACCUCCACCUCCACGCCGCAACGACCUUGAGGAUGGUCUACUACAGGUCAUGAGGGACACCAGGGGUGAAAGGAUUGGUGACAACUAAGAGGGGACGGGAGAGGUUUGCCAGAGGGGGGAACAAGAGAGGGUUCGGAUGGAGUUGAUGCAAUGCAGCCUUACUCACCUGUCAGGUGACUCAAAAGUGUUUCAUUUUUUUCUGCAUCAUUAUUUAAUACAGUAGUCUUAUGUUUUAGCAACAUUGUCAUUAUGUAAUAUGUUUUGUUGUGCGUUGUUGUGGUCUGACAGAACGGCAGGAACAGGCUCCCAUGUGCUCUCUCUCUGUGUGAUCAUCUCCUUUAUGUACACAUGCUCAUUCCACAUUUAGGACAUUUCCUCUGCAGUGCAAUGGAAAAUCUGGAGAUGUGGACGUUCAAACCUGUCCCCAACACAGUCUGUAAUAGACUUUUGAACUUGGUUUUCUUACAGGCUUUCACCACUACAUUCAGUCACCCUUUAAUACAAUUGGGAUGCAUACAGAGAGUAACACACACUCUUCUGAGGAGAGAAACAGAAAAGCCAAAGAUAACUUCUGCCUGUUUUUUUUUUCUUUUUAAAAACACUUCUUAAUUUUAACAUGACUGCCUCGUUUGAAACCAGGCCUCGCUGAUUAGUUUUGCAGAUAAUUGCUUAAGCGUGAGCGUGGAGUUUGUGGUUAGUGGGAGGUGAAUGGAUAGCAGAGAAGUCCAGUACAGCUUGUUUGGAUGGUCUGUACGUUAUACUGUAAGGGCUAAAGACUGCCUAUGGAAGCUCUGAGUCGUGGUCAUUUUAGACCAAUCAGCGAAGGGCUUGUGGUGGGGGGAGGGGCUUAGAUUGACAGGUCUGUGGUUCUUUCCACUCGUAUGAUUUACUGACCCCAACUUUGAGGCUAACUUGGAUUGAAAUGGGAAGAAGUCACUACUUGAUCCCAAGCUACAGUAAAAUGUGACAUUUCAUAUAUAUUUACUAAAUUUUUGUUUUUCGUAAUUCAUUGUUUGCUUCUCAUUCCAUCCAGUCUAUGUCUGAAGUCUGAUGGCAGUUCUGGGCAUAGUGUUGGAACCACUGACCGAAAAUAUUAUAUUAUUAUAUAUAUAUUAUUAUAUAUUAUAUUAUUAUUACACAAUAUUUACGUCAGUGGUUGGAAACUCCUUGAUGAGAAUGGGAGCAGUGUGGCUGACUGCUGCCUUCUAGAGGUCAUUGUGUGUCUCUCGUGGUGACAUCUGGGCUCUCCUGUGUCUGGAAUGAUGGCAUGCCAUGUAGCGCUCCCCUGAAUCUUCAGUGUGUGACAGACAGACAAGGCACUAGGAGGGCAAUGCUUGUUUUAAUGGAUGCCAUAGGGUGGUCUCAAUUAGUUCAAUAGCUGUAAGUUGUAUAAUUUGUCGUUGCAAAGCUGUUGGGAUGUCAGGUAAAGAUGUGUAUAUAUAUUGCAGUGUGUGCCUGAUGAACAGAGAGAGAGAGAAAGAGAGAGAGAUUGAGAAAGUGUACAUAGAUAGGAUUAUAUGGGUAUAUUUUAUACAGGCCUUUGUAUUCAACUACAAACUUUAACGACAAGUGUGCAAUGUGUAUAUAUACAUGAAAUGCACGCCUGCGCACACUUACAGAGACAGAGGGUAGGACGGGGUGACCAGUUGAGGAUCAGAUCCUACGGAGCGUCUUGAUAGUCACAGGCCUUUAGUGGUGUGGCCUUUAUGUUCAAAAUUAUGUAUCAUCAUGUCAACUGUCUCAAAUUGUUUAUUUUAUGUCUUUGCUUAACAGCCUCGACACAGACCGUUUGAGACACACACAUUGUUUGUUACGUUUAUUUUCUUUCUUUUUUUUUUUUUUUUUGCUGAUGGCAACUUGUAUACCACUGCAUUGAAAAAAAAUCUUGGACAGCUGUUCAGUUUGGCAGUAUUUAUAUUCCGAGAUAUUGUAUUUAUUUGGGCUUUUAGAAUACUUUUAUAUUUGUAUUUUUUUUGAAAGCAUAAUAACAGCCUCUACAUCAGCAUGUUUUGAAAGUGUGUGAUCCAAGCUAUUCAUUUGCAGUGUGUUCUACAGGUCACGGUUAUCAUUUUAAACUUGGAUUUUUUUCGCACACCUCAGCUGGCAGGUGCGUCGGAGAUGGACUUGAAAAAACUCCCGCACACUGACCAUUUCGCUGUUUUACUUUAAUGUACUACCGUACUACUGAAACGUCUUUCAUCAAAGUAAAACAGCGAAAUUGUCAGUGUGCGGGAGUUUUUUCAAGUUGUCCACGGUUAUCAUUUUACCAUAAUCAUGACUGGAAGCUAGCAGUGGUAACAACAUUGCAUUAUAGCCUAAAGGUCUAAAUAUGACCCAGUUUGCAUUCUCAAUUCUACUGUCACACACAACUGAUUUUCAAUUUGUCUAAAUUUUCCUAAAAACAAUGAGUUUUUAAUUAUAACUUUUUAAAGCGACUCAUUUUCUUUGUUGUCUAAACAUGAAAUCGGAGUUGGAAUGCAGUGUUCAUCUUGUUUUUUUUUUUUGUUCAUCUGUUUGGGUUUGUUUUUGUUCAUCUGUUUGGGUUUGUUUUUGUCUAGCUGAUGUGAUGGGGUAGACUGGGCCCAACUGUGUCCUGCUGCUAUGUGUACAUUGCAUUCAGGCUUGACAUGACACUUGACACGACACGACAUAACAUGACUGACCUUAACGCAGUCCGGGAAACCAAAGAGUGUGUGCGCGUUGCACAGUAUUAAAACUUCAAGUGUUGGCAUGAAAAGUGCACUAGACUCCUUCUCUAAGCGGCCUGCCUCAGCCUCUAGUUUAGUUUGCACAGAAAACAGAGCGCCAUGACACAGGGGUGACGUAAGGCUGAGGUGUCGAGGCCUAUCUAUUUAAACGAACGCUGCCUAACAGCUGGCCAGCUUAUGUGCUACAUGGAUGCAACACCAGCGUGUGAUGGUCAUAGCUUGAUGUUUUGGUGUUUCACGGUUUGGUGUUCUUUGAAAUGAGUGUGUUGGGAGACCUACUAUUUCUAUGCCUCACAGACACACACACACACACACACACACAGGCUUUUCAUGCCUUGCAAGACCAACUGCAGCUCCUAUUCCUAGUUGACAGGUGGAAUACCUCUAGCCCAGACCUCUAUGUGUGUAGCUCUGGAGCCCCCUGGUGGCGCUCAACACACACGGAGUGGAGAAGUGGAGCUCACGAAGCUGCGCGGAACUAUAGGUUGGGCAAGAGCCAGGCAAGAAUACCUCUGUCUUAGACAGAGAUUCCAGAGUUAUGGUCAUGUCACUAGAACCUUGUGGUCAAGCAUAAUGUGUUCUAUUGAGUGUUUGGCAUUCCACUAGAACCUUUGCAUCUAGCUUGUGUUCUGUUGAGCCUAAGCUUUUCAAUGUGGUCUCCUUUCCCGCGAAUGCAGAGUAUCAAGACCAAACUGGAUUUAUGUUUCUAUUGGGUGCGCUCCCCGUCCUCUUGUGUACUUGCAGCACAGUGACAGCCUCCUUUGAUUCUCAAAACAAAUGUCAACAAAGUUUGACCUGACUUGUUAGGAGUGCAAAUGAGAAUACUUUCCCAAUAUGAAAAUGUAUUUGGAUUCCAUGUAGCCAGCAACAGUUUUUUUAUUACUAUUAUUUUAUUUGAACAUUAAUUCUGUCAUAGCCAGGGCAACAAAUGAGAUGAAACAUUGUAGGGCAGUGUAACAGCAAUUCUGUCUGAAAAUGCUUUUUGUACCAUAGCACUUUAUCUACAAACAUGCAUUCACACAAGUAUUUGCACCAUUCAGUUUAGUUGGCUUCUUCCCCUUUGUUGUGUCUAAACUGUUAGUGCAGUUUUCCAGUGAGGUCAGUACUGAAAGCUUCUUUGAAGACCACCCAGGUUAUAGGGACCAAAUACGAUGUCACCUUCUCUGCAGGGUUGGACUGGUAAUCUGGCAUGCAGGGCAUUUUUCCAGUGGACAUUUCCCCAGGGCCAAUACUGUUGGGGUUUUCUUUGUUUUUCAUGGGGACUGGCUCACAGUUUAGAAGGGGCGGUUUAUUAGUCCAUCUUCAGUAUAAACCAGGGCUGGGAAACCUAUAUCCUAUAUGACGUGUUGUAAAGGAAUCUUAAAAAUUCAAUUUGCAAUACAAUUAAGCUAUAUUCAAAGGUCCUAGAGAAGGUGGGGUCUGUUGUAAAGGUGGGUGCCUUCAAUAUAGGCCUAAAGUGCAGGGAGAAAUCUUGGUUUGUGUUCAUAGUACAGCCCUUUGAGGACUUUUACGGCCCUUGGAGCAAUUUGAGGUGGCCCUUCGAAUGAAUAAGGUUCCCCACCCCUGAUAUAAAUAGUGGAUUGAAUCAAGCAGGAUAUACUAUGAGAAUGGUUUGUAUGUGUGAGGGGCCAGUUUAAGCCGAAAACGCCCCUGGGUGAUACGUUUUGGCCCUAGUCCAGCCCUGCUAUUCUGUAUGCUGGCUUAGGCUCCACAGAAUGCUUUACUGCAUGUUGUCUUGCAAGGGGGAGACACGGCAAGGUUGUUGACGUUGUAGAAGAACACCGUCACCAUGGAAACCCUGCUUCGCCUUGUUUCUUUAUAACCACUGUAUACCUGUGUUCAUAUCCGCUACCUGAACACCAUGAUCCAUUAUCCUAGACACACACACACACAAACUCAUCUUUUAGGAGGAACCACAAAUGCUACUUUCAAAGGUACUGAAUUCAAACUAAGACUGACUCGUGCAUUUCAGGUGCUGUAGAUCCUUCUCUGUGUGACAUCUUCAAAAGGUGUUAACGUCAUCUUUGAAAGAGAUACCAGUGUUUCAAAGUGGAGGACGGAUGGACUCUUCUUUCUAUGGACACCAAAGCAAUGCUCUUUGGUGCAUAUAUUGUCGGGAAAAUCAGGAUGUUUUUCCAGCAAUAUGUAAAUGCAGGCUUCUUGUACAGUUUUUUUUCCCAACCUUCAGUUAUUCUGUAUUCUGUAUAUAAAGAAUAAAUUAUUUUUCAAAACCA
This is a messenger RNA of Engraulis encrasicolus (European anchovy), 9853 nucleotides long. It is a transcript of the gene ric1, whose product is annotated as RIC1 homolog, RAB6A GEF complex partner 1. Lineage: Eukaryota; Metazoa; Chordata; Actinopteri; Clupeiformes; Engraulidae. The record is from RefSeq and is a predicted model, not a curated record. Gene Ontology annotation, biological process: retrograde transport, endosome to Golgi; intracellular protein transport. The coding region runs from base 404 to 4870 and encodes 1488 amino acids. The transcript has 29 exons. Gene Ontology annotation, molecular function: protein binding. Gene Ontology annotation, cellular component: cytosol; Ric1-Rgp1 guanyl-nucleotide exchange factor complex; Golgi membrane.